Messenger RNA from Zingiber officinale, 4388 nucleotides. RefSeq names its product pentatricopeptide repeat-containing protein At3g09040, mitochondrial-like. The transcript has a single exon. The record is from RefSeq and is a predicted model, not a curated record. Gene Ontology annotation, molecular function: RNA binding; protein binding. The coding region runs from base 42 to 3107 and encodes 1021 amino acids. NCBI's taxonomy places the organism in Eukaryota, Viridiplantae, Streptophyta, Magnoliopsida, Zingiberales, Zingiberaceae. Gene Ontology annotation, biological process: RNA modification.
GUUAAAUGCUUCGUUGCUGUACGAGCGUAAUCAUCUUUUAAAUGCUUCGUUGGAAGCGCUCAUGGAGUUCUCACCUCAAUCCCUCCUGCAUUUCCUCCUCCUCCCAUAGUUUUGAUCCCAUCCAAACCCCCGUUCAGCUCCACUCGAUUCCUUUCGAUUCUCGAUCCUACGCCCAUCUUCUCACGUCUCUCUCCGCACAAGCAGUCUCAGUUAACGCCCGCCACCUGUUCGACGACGAAUCGCCUCUAAGGAACGCCUUCACCAACACCUGCAAGGCCAUCCAUGCCCGCAUCAUCAAACAUGGGAUCCGCCUCUACGCUGCCGUCGGGAACGCUCUCAUCGACCUCUACUCCAAGUGCGGUCACCUCUGCUACUCCACGAGGGUCUUCGACCGCCUCGAGGAGCGAGAACCGGCCGCGUGGAACUCCCUCCUCUCUGCCCACUCGCGUAGAGGCUGUCCGGAAGAGGUUCUGUGUUCUUUCCGGUCGAUGCGGUCCGCUGGUGGGCUGCCGGAUCAGUUCGGAUUCGCUAUCGCUCUCUCCGCCUGCGCCCGCUUGAAGGAUCUUGGUUUCGGCACGCAGGUGCAUGGGGUCAUCUUGAAGACUGGGUUUGAGUCCAACUCUUUCUGCGAGGGAUCGUUGGUGGAUAUGUACUCGAAAUGCGACCGUGUUGAUGAUGCCCGCAAAGUGUUUGAGAGAAUUGCCAGUGUGGAUACUGUUUCCUGGACGAAUAUGAUUGCCGGCUAUUCUCGUGUUGGCAUGUUCAAUGAAGCAGUUGCGUUGUUCUCAGAUAUGAUAGAGAAAGGUGGAAUGCCCGACCGUGUUGCAUACGUCACUGUUAUGACUGCACUUUUGAGUCUGGGAAGGCUUAACGAUGCAGAAUCUAUAUUUUGGCAAAUGCCUUCUCCAAAUGCUGUAGCAUGGAAUGUGAUGAUCUCAGGUCAUAGUCGAAAUGAACAUUUUGCUGAAGCUCUUAGUUUCUUUGAAGAAAUGAGAAGUAGGGAUAUAAAGCCUACUCGAUCGACACUAGGAAGUGUGUUGAGCGCUGCUGCCAACCUAAUGGCGCUGACGGAUGGUCAGCAAGUACAUUCUGAGGCGAUUAGGCUUGGUUUGGACGCAAAUGUAUUUGUUGGAAGUUCUUUGGUCAACCUAUAUGCUAAAUGUUCUCGAAUAGAAGAUGCAAGGACAGUGUUUGAUUUUUUGGAAGAAAGGAAUACAGUCAUGUGGAAUGCAAUGCUAAGUGGAUAUGUUCAGAGUGGUGAUGUACAAGAAGUCAUGCCGUUGUUCUUUCAGAUGAGAAGACUUGAUUUUGAACCUGACGAGUUCACUUUUGUCAGUGUUUUCGGUGCUUGUGCUUGCAUGGAAAAUCUUAGCCUAGGUAGGCAGUUACAUUCUUUCACAGUCAAAACUAAUUCUGUAGCAAGUUUGUUUGUGGGCAAUGCAAUCUUAGAUAUGUAUGCUAAAUGUGGAGAAAUCAAUGAUGCAAUGAGGCAAUUCCAUCAUUUACCUUACAGAGAUAUUGUUUCAUGGAAUGCAACCAUAGUUGGACUUGCCAAUAGUGGGAAAGCGGACGAUGCGUUGGAUAUGUUCCAAAGGAUGACAAUGAAUGAGGUUGAACCCGAUGAGAUAUCCUUUUCCAGUGUUUUUAGUGUUUGCUCCAAUCUACAUGAUUUUGAGAAAGGAAGGAAAAUUCAUUGCCUAGCUAUCAAAUCCGGUUUCGGUUCAAAUCUCUAUGUGGCAAGCUCACUUGUAGACUUCUAUGCAAAACUCAGUGAAAUUGAUGCCGCCAAGAGAGUGUAUGCUCAGAUGGAUGAAAGGAGCAUUGUCACAACAAAUGCUCUGAUUGCUGGUCUUGUCCAAAAUCAUAUGGAGGAGGAAGCAUUAGAAAUGUUUAAGCAUAUGCAGGUUGAAAACUUGAAGCCAUCCGAGUUCACCUUUGCAAGCAUUCUUCCUUCUUUUGCUUGUCCUUCAAGAUCAAUCAUGGGUAAACAAGUGCAUUGCCACUUGUUCAAAUCUGGCCUCUUAUAUGAUAGUUCGUUCCUGGGGAUCUCACUUUUAGACAUGUAUUUGAACUCUAGGGAAGUUGAAGACGGCAAAAAGCUUUUCUGGGAGAUGCCCGAGGAGAAGAGCAUGGUUUUAUGGACAGCAAUCAUUUCAGGGCAUGCACAAAUUGGUUACAGUGGUGAUGCAUUGCUUUUCUUCGGUAGUAUGCAUAGCUACAAUGUUAAAUCCGAUGAGUUCACUUUAACUAGUGUUCUGAGAUCUUGUGCUGACUUAUCUGACUUAUUUUAUGGCCGACUAGUGCACAGCCAAAUCAUACGCACUGGUUUUGGUUCAUACAAACACACAAGUAACGGUCUCAUAGACAUGUAUUCCAAGUGUGGGGAUGUGGAAGCUUCUUUUCUAGUGUUCCAAGAGUUGGAGAACAAAGAAGACAUUGUCUCAUGGAAUUCUAUGAUUGCCAGUUUUGCAAAGAAUGGGCACGCGGAAGUGGCUCUGGAGCUCUUCCAGCAAAUGGAGCAAUUGCAGAUUCCACCUGAUGACAUUACCUUUCUUGGUGUCCUUACAGCUUGCAGUCAUGCAGGCCUGGUCACUGAGGGCCACCGUUACUUUCAUAUGAUGAGCACAUACUAUGGAAUAACCCCAAGAGUAGAUCACUACGCUUGCAUGAUAGAUAUCCUUGGUCGUAGUGGUUAUCUAAAAGAGGCUGAGGAGCUUAUUAAUAGGUUGCCUUUUGACCCUGAUGGUGUUAUCUGGGCAACAUUGCUUGCAGCUUGCAGAAAAUAUGGAGAUGAAGUCAGUGGCAAAAGAGCAGCAGAUAAACUCAUCGAAUUGGAACCAGUAAACUCUUCUCCCUAUAUCUUACUUUCAAAUAUAUAUUCUGCAUCUGGUGAUUGGAGUGGUUCUAAGAUGGUAAAAAAAGAAAUGAGAGAAAGAAGAGUGAAGAAAUCUCCUGGGAUCAGUUGGGUUAAUGUGGGAAAAGAAACUGUCUCUUUUGUGGCAGGUGACAAAAUGCACCCAGAUGCUAUCAGAAUCUAUGACACACUAACUGAUCUGACAACAGAAAUGAAAGAAGAUUACAUUGAUUUACUUGAAGUUUUUGGAUGAUAUCCUACUUGGAUUUUUGUUGUGCUGCCCGUGGCCCAAAUAUCAGUUCUGCCUGUGAUAAGGAGAACAUGUUGAAGGAGAGUUUCAACAGAAUGUGGAUAAAAGACGAAUAUCUAUGGUGCUUUUAUUUGGAGGGGAUACUAGAUGGUGAUAGGGAGAUUUUUGUUUGUUUCUUCAGAAGCAGCAUCUGUGAGUAUCCUUCUUACUGCUUCAAGGGCUUCUCAUCGCAUGAACAUACAAUGCAAGUCUUGUAGCCACCUUAUUCAAUGGCUUUGAAAAGGCAUGGUGCAAUGUAUAUGGAAUAAUUCAAGCGAUAGACCAUGGAAGAAUUCAUCGACAUUGAAUAUGACUAAUGGCACAUGUACAUCAUUUCUUUCGUGCAAUUACAAAUCACUACAGGAAUAUGAAAAGAAACAGUGAGCUGAAUGAGAUAUACAAAGACCAGUUUCUUAUUGUUGGGUUUGGAAGGAAGGAAGACAUAGAAUCAGCAUUCUUGCCUUUCCAUGUUAUCCCUGUGUAGGCACAUGCCACUUGAUAGCUGAGAUGAAUCCUUCAGAUACAAUGCUUCUGGUAUCCAUGUGAUUAAAGGAAACUGAGUUUUCACAACAUUUUAUAGUAAUCAAUGGCAUUUAUGGUGAGGCUGCCCUCUGGCUUUUUGAGGCUUCUAGUCGGUUAGGCGAACUACUGAGCGAAUGCGCUUGAAUGAGUUCAUCUUGCAGCUCCUCUGUUUCUGGACACUCUGAAAUAUGGCAUAAAAUGAGAUAUGCAAGUAACAAAUAAGACAAUUCAGUCGGAACAUAUUUCCUGUUUGAAGAUGUUAAUCUGUGAUUUAACAAGAGCGCGACAAACUCAUUCAUGUUCAAAACUGUGAUCUUUCUAGUUGACAAUGGCUUGCAUAGGCCUUGAAAGCUUUAGUUUAUGUAUAUGCAUAUGAUGGAAAGAACCACAAGGAGAAGUCCUUUAGUUUAGGACUAUAGUGUUAGUGGUUUUAGAAUGUCACUGCAUCAAAGAAGACCGAGCAUGAUUUCAGGAAUCCAAACUUGAUCGUGUCAAGUCGAAGUAAGAUUGUACAACAUUUGUCUACUAGUUUUAGUGAAGUAGCUAAGGAAUAGGAAUGGUGUUGGAAGAGUAAAAAGAUGAAAGCAAAAACUAUCACAUAGAAGAAGUGCUAGAAAGAUGGGUUUUGCACAAUACUGCAAGUAACUACAAAGAUAUAAUACAUAUGUAAUUUCAAGGGAACAGAGGAUUACCAAAGAGAGAUUUGAUACUUGGCUUCCUCAA